AGCGAGCGGGCAGGCGGCGGGCAGCGUCUCCGCCGGCUUCUGCGCGGCCGCCACUGCCUGGAGCCCGGGGACCGAGCGCUGGACCCGCCGCCUGGCGCACGGACGCGAGGCUCCCGCUUUGUGCUCCGUGCCGGUUCGACGAGGCUUCCCGGCGGUUGCGGCCACCGCGUCCCGGCGGCAUCGGAGGCCCGCGGCUGGAGGUGCCGGAGCCGCUCGGUCCGCGCGGCUGAGCCCCGCGUGCCCUGCUGCUCGCCGGGCUGCUCCGAGCCGCCGUGCUCCGGGGCUCCAAACUCGGGCUGGCGGGGAAAGUGUCUUCAUGAACCCAGAGGAUGUCCGGGAAGCACUACAAGGGUCCUGAAGUCAGUUGUUGCAUCAAAUACUUCAUUUUUGGCUUCAAUGUCAUAUUUUGGUUUUUGGGAAUAACAUUUCUUGGAAUUGGACUGUGGGCGUGGAAUGAAAAAGGUGUCCUCUCCAACAUCUCGUCCAUCACUGACCUCGGUGGCUUUGACCCUGUGUGGCUCUUCCUCGUGGUGGGAGGAGUGAUGUUCAUUCUGGGGUUCGCAGGGUGCAUUGGCGCACUUCGGGAAAACACCUUCCUUCUCAAGUUCUUUUCUGUGUUCCUGGGGAUUAUUUUCUUCCUGGAGCUCACUGCUGGGGUGUUGGCGUUUGUUUUCAAAGACUGGAUCAAAGACCAGCUGUAUUUCUUUAUUAACAACAACAUCAGGGCUUACAGAGAUGAUAUUGAUUUGCAGAACCUCAUAGACUUCACCCAGGAAUAUUGGCAGUGCUGUGGGGCUUUUGGAGCUGAUGAUUGGAACCUAAAUAUUUACUUCAAUUGCACAGAUUCCAACGCAAGCCGAGAGCGAUGCGGUGUGCCGUUCUCCUGCUGCACUAAAGACCCUGCGGAAGAUGUCAUCAACACUCAGUGUGGCUACGAUGCCAGGCAAAAACCAGAAGUUGACCAACAGAUUGUAAUCUACACGAAAGGCUGUGUACCCCAGUUUGAGAAGUGGCUACAGGACAAUUUGACCAUCGUGGCUGGUAUUUUCAUAGGCAUUGCAUUGCUGCAGAUUUUUGGGAUAUGCCUGGCCCAGAAUUUGGUGAGUGACAUUGAAGCUGUCAGGGCUAGCUGGUAGAACCCCGCGGCCCCUGCUGCAAGACACUGGACUGACUCCUCACUGACCCUCCUGUGCUGGCCGAUGGCGGGCUGCAGGGACCCAGUCACCGACCUGCAGCCCCACCUCACGGAGCUGCCAAGGACUUACUUUCUGUGGGGGUAAAACUGGGAAAUGCUGCUCACGGACGGAACUUCUAAAAAGAAAACCGGAAGAGUGUGAGAGCCGCCGCCGAGUCCCUCGCUGUGCUGUGACGGGCAGACGGACGGAUGCUACCAGAAAGGGAAAGGGGGUGGGGCGGGCGCUGCAUGCACUUGAAUCUGUGGAGAAGACAGUGCUGUCCACUUUUUGGCUAAAACUUACCCCUGACCCCACCCCCCAGGGCCAAGUGUUUUGAAAUCUCUCAACACACAUUUCCAGAAACUGUUGGAACUGCCCUCUGGAGAAGGAAACAGCUGUCCCCUGUGUUCAGAUGUUGAGAUGGGUGGAAGGGGUCACGUCCAGGGCGCACACUCUGGAGAGCCCCGUAAGGAAGCCAGGUGUUUGGGUGCAGCAGGUUAGGGUAGCAGACAUUGUGGUCCACGUUUCUGCAGGACUGAUCUUUCCUCUGAGAGGCCAGCCUGAGCUUUAGCAGUGACACCCAAGGAGCAAAUGAGGUUAAUGAGAGGCACCAACUAUACACCCUCACCCCACCUUACCAAACUAGUGCUUGGGUUCUUCAGAUACUCUGGAAUACUCUGGGCUGCGUUUCUGUGUUUUGUUUCUUUUUUAUUGGUUGUUAUUUUGGUUCUUGUUGUCUCCCAAAGGCAAAGGCUAUGAUACAGUCCUGCGUAAUGUUUUCUUACUCAGCUUAAUAGUGAGUUUGUGUAGAACCCUCACCUGCAUGCGCUGUGACCCUGAAUCCACCAUGUUGUUUUCCCGUGAGACGUGAGAGCAUUCAUCAGCGUUUAUGUCCUAGGUCCCCAGCCUUGGGUGGUUGUGGCAUGUUGUCCUAGCCAUGUCUUCAGAUGCCCCGUGGGCUCACUGUCUCUCCCGACAUCCAGCUCAGCAUUUUAAAUUACGUCUUCCUCACUGAAUGAUAUAAUGCCCAGUUCCAAAGCAGGGCUGACAUAGUCAAAAGGCAUUUAACGAUGGUUUUCUGCUUCUUACAAUUUUAGUUUUGCCAUAUGUUUAAAAACAAGACAAAACAAACCUAGUUUAGUGCACGGCCAGAGCUCUGUCCUCUUGAGGUGGCCUCAGGGUAGUAUCAAAGCACAAAUACUUGAGGGGCUGCACUGAGGCCCAGCUGGGGUUCUGUGACGCGAGGUGGGAAGCCAUCUUCAGGUCCUUCUGCCUCAUGCCCACUGGGUGGGUGGGUUUUGGCCCCAGAUUUUCACCCAGCUUGUGAUAUCCCCUGGGUAUUGCUAGCAUGGGGACCGGUUUUAGACCGUGGGUUUCUGGGAAGACUGCAUUUGCCAGCUAGCUUUCUGAGAGCAGGUUUAGCGAGGCUUUCUGUUUCCAUGACACGUGCAUCACUGACGGACAGUCUGCUCAGAGGGAGGGCAGGCACUCCCUUAAGGUCCCAUCUCCGCAGUUUGGGUGUGUGUGGCUCUGCAUGUAUGUAUCUGUGUCUGUUGUAGGUAGAGAUAGUCAUUCCAUAUGUGGACGCGAGGUCACGUGACCUCGCCUCUGUCCAUACCGUCGUUUGUGAUGUCUUUCAACAUGGACACUUGUGCUCUCGGAUCGGCACUCUGUCUUCUUUAUUACCUCAUUCUCCAGUGAACUGCAUCUGGCCAGUUUAUUCAGAAUCAGGCAAGAUCCCCACGCUGUGGUACACCAGUGAAAGCCAAGCCACAAGCCCAAGUGAGUUUUAAAUUUUAAUCACCCUUUAUUUUUUACACUCGAGAGUGAUUGUAAUAAAAGCUGUCGUUAAUAAACUUGGUUCUACCUUA
Molecule: messenger RNA, 3046 nt
Organism: Mesocricetus auratus (golden hamster)
Lineage: Eukaryota; Metazoa; Chordata; Mammalia; Rodentia; Cricetidae
Gene: Tspan5
Product: tetraspanin 5
Exons: 8
Coding region: 330-1136 (268 amino acids)
Biological process (GO): protein localization to plasma membrane; protein maturation; regulation of vascular endothelial growth factor signaling pathway
Cellular component (GO): membrane
Source: RefSeq, a predicted model, not a curated record